GACAGAAGUAACAUAACGAGUGACAUUUGUACUGAAAAUCAUCCAGCUAAACAACAAAUUGGUAAAAUUCUGGUUUAAAAAAAUCGAUGCAAAACAUUGCGAUGAAAUGUCGUUUCGUUCGCGCGUGUUAAGUUUGGUGGAGGUAGUGUUAAGGGUGCCCCCAUUGUUCGUGAUCGAUGAAAUAUUGAAAAUUGGUUUGGGCCUAACCGAACUUUCUGAGCACGAUUUGUCCUCUUCUCUGAUAAAUGAAAAUGAGGAAAAGCCGCAGAUCGAGAUCUUGUAUAACUACACGUCGGUACCAGAUGACCCUGCGAUAUACCGAUUUAUCAUAGUUGCUCUAGUCAGGUUGCUCUUCAGUGCUAUAGGCUGUGCCGGCGGAAUAUGCCUCUUCAUCUUGAGCACCAAGCACCUAAUGGUGGUCUACAUGUACUUGAUGUCGAUCAUAGUCGCCUACAUGUCCUACUACAUGAACCUCUCGGUAGCCGUGACGGUCAUACGGUACGCGGAAAACAUUUCCGAGCCGGUCGGCUACAUAGAACUGGCAACGACGCACGGCAUGCAAGUAUUCCAGACGAACGUCGUGCAGGGAAUCCUGGCGUUCGUCUUCAUGUACGUGCAUCUGGGUUCGAGGAACCACGUGAUCGAGAAGAUGCUGCUGAUGUCUUUCGUUUUCCCGUCGCCGUUGUGCUUGCUGCCUCUGCCCGCGCAAAUCAAGGGGGCCAUACCGUUGAUUUUCGCCUUGGUGCCGGGUUACUUGAUCAACGUGGUUUUGUUCACGUCGGUGAUAAGCGUCGUGCAAAGCAUAUACAACGGGUAUCUGCAAGUACGAAACUACGUCAGUAAUUUUGGCAUAUCGGCUUUGGUCGAAUCGGAAUGGGUUAGACUGAACGUUCCCGAGGUACUCAGAACUUUCUGGAUACUAAGAGUUUUAGAGCACGCCGGUAUAUUCUUCAUAUCAGGUUAUUGGACCAUCGAGGAUGGUAAUAGUCCUUCUUUUAGGCUCUUGAAAUACCUCAUGGUUACAGGUUGCGACACCCUAACAGCUGUAUUAGGUAUAACUAGCAUUGUCUCGUACAUCUGCAACUUGAUUGGCAAGUUCUUCCAAUGGAUACUACUAAUGGAAGACGAAAAUGAUAAAAACUUCGGAACUGUAUCUGCAAUUGUAUUCUAUAUACUCGCUUUACAAACUGGGUUGACCGGGUUGGAACCUGAUGUACGGUUUGUGAGACUAUGUCGGAAUUUUUGCUUGCUCUUCACAGCCCUUCUACAUUUCACCCAUAACGUUGUGAACCCCCUACUAAUGUCUCUAAGUGCUUCUCAUAACCCCUCCCUAAGAAGGCACGUACAUGCUCUAUUAGUAUGUUCUAUUUUGGUUGUUUUACCACUCAUUUUAAUGUACUUUUUAUGGUCAACACAAGAACCUUCAACAUGGUUGCUAGCUGUAACAGCCUUCAGCAUUGAGGUGAUUGUUAAAGUCUUCGUAACACUCUCCAUAUAUGGUCUAUUCCUUUUGGAUGCAGUGAGAGAGACCUUUUGGGAGAAGCUCGACGACUACAUCUACUACAUCAGAGCGUUCGGUAACACUGUCGAGUUCUGUUUCGGAAUCUUCCUGUUCUUCAACGGCGCCUGGAUACUGCUCUUCGAAUCCGGCAGCGCGAUCAGAGCUAUAAUGAUGUGCAUCCACGCCUACUUCAACAUUUGGUGCGAUGCUAAGGCAGGCUGGUCCGUUUUCAUGAAACGCAGAACUGCCGUUAACAAAAUCGAAAGCCUGCCCGAGGCGGAUAGGGAACAGCUCCGACAAUUGGAAGACGUGUGCGCGAUUUGCUACCAGGAGAUGCAAAGUGCUAAAAUAACGAAGUGCAAACAUUUUUUCCACGGGGUGUGCCUCAGGAAAUGGCUGUACGUGCAGGAUAGGUGUCCUUUGUGUCACGAGAUUUUGCACAGUGUGGAUGCGACUGAUAAAAGGGAUAAUAGUAAUAUUGAACAGUUAAACCCUGUUGUUGUCGAGCAAAACGACGAAAGGUGACACUUUUUUUAGUAAAUUAAUAAUUAAUUAAUUGUGAUUUAGGGUAAAGACGGACAGUCAAGUCGGAAAUCAUGUAAAUUUUGGAACAAAUUUUAUUGACUUUGGAAUGUUUUGCAAUACAAAAACUGGACAAGAGAAAUCAUUCUCUAACAUAACAUGAAUUCGGUUUUUAUUUGUAGGUAGGCAUUUUAUAAUUGAUUGUAAGAAAAAAGUUUAUUUUUAUAUUUAUUGUACAUAUUUUUUGUGAUGUUAUAUUUCGGUAUGUAUAUUUCAAAGUCAAUAUACAGUGUAGUUAACAAACAUUGUUAUUUAGUUUAACAGGUGUAAGAUUUAUAAUAAUAUUAUAAAAAUUAAAUAAAAAGGA
Messenger RNA from Brassicogethes aeneus, 2390 nucleotides. Lineage: Eukaryota; Metazoa; Arthropoda; Insecta; Coleoptera; Nitidulidae. The record is from the annotation of a GenBank genome assembly.